GAGCCUUUCAAUUUGAGUAGCAUUAAGUUAUAUUCUGCGACAUGAUUUUUAACCAAGUAGGAAUACUUCUUCAAACACUGGCCUUUGUUGAUGUUUGUUGCCAACUCCCUUUCCCUACGCCACUGGACUGUAGCUACAUUACGCACGAACCUUGCCUACUGUACGGACCUGGCGUGACCUGUGGUAGUGACGGAAAGGAUUAUAUUAACAGCUGUCGACUGGCCCAGGCGAUGUGUUUGAAUCCCUUCAUUACAUUAAUAGGCGAUGGAAGAUGUGCUGACAUUGGCUACACAAGGCCAUCAAUUACAAAUCGACCUACAACACAGAGUAACACUGAAAUAACAACAUCACACAGAACAAGUUUUACCACUCUACCUACAUCAGGACUUACAAGCAGUGAUCCUCUUGGAGUUAUUUGUAGCACUAUAGGCAAUGUUCGUUGUGCCAAUGACAUUGAACCUGUAUGUGGCUCAGAUGAAAGAACCUACAUUAACAAUUGCGAGUUCCAUAAAGAAGUUUGCCAGAAACAUGACCUGACAGUGAAACACAUUGGGUUUUGUUAAUAACAAAAUGUUAAAUAUGAUAAAUGACAUGAAGUAUGGCUUAAACAUAUGCUAUCCUCGGUAUAUAGAAUAUAUUACAUAUGUAUAAAAUC
Messenger RNA from Mercenaria mercenaria, 655 nucleotides. Its product is annotated as tomoregulin-2-like. Bases 42 to 563 code for a protein of 173 amino acids. NCBI's taxonomy places the organism in Eukaryota, Metazoa, Mollusca, Bivalvia, Venerida, Veneridae. Gene Ontology annotation, biological process: cell differentiation; multicellular organism development. Gene Ontology annotation, molecular function: protein binding. The record is from RefSeq and is a predicted model, not a curated record. The transcript has 5 exons.